AUGGUGCUCCCCACGGUUUCCUUCGUCAAUCUUCUGGCGAUCAGCUUAGCUGGCUUCGUCGCAUCCCAGAGUGACGAUUUUGACUGCUGCUUUACCCUCGAAGUCUCUGGCGACUUGGGCGGCAAGGUCAAGCAUGGCACUACUGGUGACCUCCGCGUCCAUAGCAACUUCCAAGAAGCUUUCAUGUGCGCUUACGAGAGCGCCGACCGACUUCAGGACAGCAUCGGCAACAGCUGCCGGUUCAGUUCCCCUUCGAUGAAAUUUGAGUGCGUGAGCGGCGUCCCCGGCGACGGUGACUUCUUCUUCGACUUUGGCGAGGCCACCGACGGCGGAGAGAAGCCCAUACUGCUCACGUACGACGGCCACGACAAGUUUCUUGCCUGCCCCUCGGAAGGGCCAAGCUCCGACGCCGGGAGCUUCGUCUUGUACUCCCGGGCCAAGGAGGACCAGGAAGGGUGUGUCGACGUGUCGCUUCAGCAAGUCGGACCGAGCAGCGCCUGCUACGACCGCGGCCACCUCGAGAAGUUCAGGUCGCCUACAAAGUCCACGCGCGCUCCCGUGACGGGCACCAUCGAGGAAGUGUCUCCGGCGCGCAAGAGCUGCACGCUGAGCGACACCUCCACAAGGCUGCCUGCCAAGCGGGUCGGGUCGGGGCCUCUGGACGGCCUCGUUGUCAACCCGGACGGCUGGGCCAGCAUCAACGACGAGAACAGCACCGUUUUCGAGUUCGAGAUGGCGCCGCUGUGGGUGAACCACCCCCCGCGACGCGACCACCCGCCGCUGCGCCGUCGAGUUUCGCUUUCCCGCCUGCGCGAACCUGCCCGAGGGUUACCCGUGUGCUUCCUGGAGCGGGUCGGAGCAGCAGGACUCGGCUGGCGCGGGCAUGGAGUGGCAUCAUGUCUACACGCGCGACGAUCCUGCGGCUUCGAGCCGCGAGACUUCUGCGGGGCCUGUCGACUGGGCGCCAUGGGAUGA
This is a messenger RNA of Verticillium alfalfae VaMs.102, 975 nucleotides long. RefSeq lists its product with no specific name. The transcript has a single exon. NCBI's taxonomy places the organism in Eukaryota, Fungi, Ascomycota, Sordariomycetes, Glomerellales, Plectosphaerellaceae. The coding region runs from base 1 to 975 and encodes 324 amino acids. The record is from RefSeq and is a predicted model, not a curated record.